Molecule: messenger RNA, 997 nt
Organism: Ixodes scapularis (black-legged tick)
Lineage: Eukaryota; Metazoa; Arthropoda; Arachnida; Ixodida; Ixodidae
Product: dehydrogenase/reductase SDR family member 7
Exons: 8
Coding region: 1-924 (307 amino acids)
Molecular function (GO): oxidoreductase activity
Source: RefSeq, a predicted model, not a curated record
AUGGAUAUUUGCACUGUGCUGUAUUUCGUUGGAGCUCUUCUCGUUCUGUUUUUUGUGUGGUAUAAGUUCGCUGACGCCGACUUUAGUUUGCUGUUACUGGUGAAAUUUGGACGCGGUGUAGAGUCCCUACAAGGCAAGGUGAUCUGGAUCACCGGUGCGUCCAGUGGAAUUGGAGAACACUUGGCCUACACCCUGGCCAAAGUAGGGGUAGACCUUGCCCUGUCAGGAACCAACGUCAAGAACCUCACUUCAGUUCAGGAGAAAUGUCUGGAAAUUGGCAAGAAGAAAGGAACCCGGGUUCUUCUGGUACCGUUCAACGUGCGUGAUUUCUCAAUUCACGAACAGCAGCUAUCAAAAGUUACCGACUUCUUCGGAAAAGUUGACGUGCUGGUGAACAACGCGGGACUCUGCCGAAAUGGAAUGUUCGAGAGUGAUUCAUCUCAAGAGUUCGAGAGGGAUCUUUUCGACGUGAACGUGUUCGGCCCGGUAUCUCUCGCUCGACUGGUCGUGCGGCACUUCAAGCAGCGGCAGCAUCGGGGCCAAGUGGUCGUCACCAGCAGCAUGGCGGGAAGGACAGGUAUCAUCAAUGCGUCGGCAUACUGUGCCUCUAAACAUGCCGUGCAUGGUUAUUUCCAGACGCUCGCCUUGGAGGGAAGCCUUUCGGUGUACGGCCCUGACGUGACCAUUGCCUGCCCAGGUCCGGUCGAAACUCGCAUGUGGGCAGCUACCCCAAAAAAGUUUCAACUCGAAGCAAUGUCCACUUCCCGCUGCGCCCAGCUGAUAGCCAUAGCGAUGGCGAAUAAAGUUGGCGAGACUUGGAUAAUUGCCAACCCGCUGCUCCUUCUUAUGUACACUCCCCGUGUAUUGAGAAGGUGGGCUUACAAACUUCUUCCAAGGAACAAGGCACGAAAGAACGAAGAAUAGAUAAUUCGUGGCCGAAGAGAACCAUGCUUAAAUUCCGAAGCUCGACAAGAUACGGCGUACCAGAAAAUCAAGG